GAUCUCGAUGCAGUUCACGAGAUAAUGAAGUCUUGAUUGAGAUGAAGUCUUGAUAUGUAGCUGAUCGUGUUUGAAGAAGUGACGCUGCAAUGAAGUAAUCUGAGACGAGAGAAAUACCUGGAACGUGUGGAUAUGUCCAGCAAUAAUUGCUCUCCAGGCUCCGCACAGCAGUCCGAGGAUUUGAAGUAUUUCGAGGAGAGGCUUAAAAGUAACCUUUCUUUCAUCUCUCCCCACGCCAGGAGAUGGAAAGCUGUGUUCUCCUUAGUGUUGAUCCUAUUGAUAAUGUCACUUAUCCACUGGUGGAACCACUUCGAUUAUGACCAGCACUCGGUUAUAGCAAGCUUAUGUACAGAGCCCAGCCUGCUACUAUGCCUUGUUUUGCUAGUGAUUCUUCUGCUGCUUGGUGCACAUCACCGGUGCAGAGCGCCAGCUAUUAUUGCAGAUCGGGUCCGCCUGGUCUUGAAGGACUAUAACAUGUCAGUCGACAAUGCUGGUCGCUUGAUACUUCUGCCGAGCAAGCAACCUCCGCGGACCAAUGGCAGGUGACAAUACGGUGACUGACCGCUCAACACAACACCCUCUCAGGUAUUUUCUUCUUUCUAGUUCUUUAGAUUCUUUAUCCAGUUCAAUAUUCUGUGCCAAUGUGAGCUUGCAUUCACUAUGCACUUCUCUCCUUGUAUAUAUUAUGUGAUAUUACCCUAUUUCUAUUAGCCGUGGUGUAUGCUACCUCGAUGCGCCAUUUGUUUCCAUGACAACGGCUGGCUCCGUGAUCUCAUCUCUAUUUUACCUUAGUGCGUAAAGAUAUGUCUAUUUCGUUCAGCUGACUCAUGAGUCAGGUUGAGAUGGCACACUGUGCUGUUUGGAGCCGCAUGUGCCUAUAUCUCUGGCGACUUGUACUGGUGGUACCGAGUACAUGUAGUAUCAAGUGUUCUCCACCGCAUCGACAUGCCAUGUAACGCGCAUGUUGGUGAUGAUGGACGAAUGUGCGACGGUCUCCUGUGAAUGUCCUGUGAAUGUCCUGUGAAUGGCUAUGUGUGCUGACACUGUCUGUAUAGUACAUGUAUCUAUUUUACUUCAUGCAGUGUUUGUACAUUUUAUCUUGAAAAUCAGCCUUGAUUUGCUAUCUCACCAGCUGUGGCAUAUCUAUACAUAUCCUUAUUGUUCGACAUUCUUCAUAUUGUGAUCUGUCAACUGUUUGGUUUGUCUAUGUGACGGCUGUCUUGUUGUGCCUGUCAAGGUGCCUUAAUUCUUGCUGAGGCGCUUGCUGUGUUGGAUACUAGUAGUUUUCACACAAGUAGGCACUGUUGCUGUAAUGGUGCUUGAUGCAGAUCAAGUGCAGAGCUGCUCACGCACGCCCGAAAUUCGUAUUUAUGCACUACGCAGCAUAGCAGCUGUUAGGUUUGCUUGCGUACGUUCAUCUUGUUACUAAGUCUUAUGAGUUUCAUGUACAGAUGUAUGUCAUGAUGGGUCAUGUACCUAUUGGCAGUAUUGCCGCCGUCCGUGA
Sycon ciliatum is the source of this 1504-nucleotide messenger RNA. Its product is annotated as nuclear envelope phosphatase-regulatory subunit 1-like. Gene Ontology annotation, cellular component: Nem1-Spo7 phosphatase complex; cytoplasm. The transcript is spliced from 6 exons. NCBI's taxonomy places the organism in Eukaryota, Metazoa, Porifera, Calcarea, Leucosolenida, Sycettidae. The coding region runs from base 133 to 546 and encodes 137 amino acids. The record is from RefSeq and is a predicted model, not a curated record.